Molecule: messenger RNA, 31060 nt
Organism: Pelobates cultripes (western spadefoot toad)
Lineage: Eukaryota; Metazoa; Chordata; Amphibia; Anura; Pelobatidae
Source: the annotation of a GenBank genome assembly
AUGGUGUGUCCAGGUAAGUAUCCUUCUCCUUUCAUGCUGAGCCUCCACCUACCUACCUCUCCUGCUUGUUAUAGCCCCCCCUUCCUCAGUCCCCACCUUUCUCUGUCAGUCCCCCACUCUGAGCCCUCUGAUACAAAGUUUAUUAGAACACAGAGCUGAAAUCUUAUCUAGUAAUUACCUGCCCCUCCCUCCCUUCAUCCCUCCCGUCUGUAAUGUAAACUCUCUAGCCAAAUGUCUCCCUACUCACUGCUGAGUGGCUGAGGAUGAUGGGAGUUGCAUGACAUGUCUAUUGCCAGUCCCUGAGGUGGUGAAUAGUUUUUACCCCGAGUUAGAGCUCCCAUUUAACUGCACUUACAACAUAGUAAUAUGGUCUUUUAAAAAGCCCAGCAAGUUCAAACUUUUUCAAGUCUGUUUCCAUUAUUAAUCCAAAGGAUUGCAAAGAAAUAAUUAUAUGAUUUUCACUCAAUAAUUGCAAUCAUGUUUCUCCUCAGAUCAAACAGCUGUUAUUCAACUUAUUUACCAUUACAAUCUUUUACGAAUAUCUGAUAUAUAGGCGGAAAAUGCUGCAUCUUUAUUAUUUUUAUACUUCUUCUAAAUCUGCCUGUUUUUAUAUCUAGAAAUAUUUCCUUAAUGAGGUGGUUUUGGUGCAGAGACGUUGUAAAACAUUGGCAUUUCUGAAAAAACAGCAAUGUUUACAAUUGUCUGAAAACACAGCUCUAGUGCCUAGUCAGAGACUAGAGGCACUUCCUUGUUACAUCCUUCAAUUUUCAAAGGUCUUAACACUUGGCAUGUUGACGCUGAACUUGACUGGCGAUCGCUAAGCAUGCAUCUUUUUUUUUUUUAAGCGGAUUUGUCACCAUCUGGGGACUUUGCAUAAUUUUCAAAGAGCCCCGAUGAUGACAUCGCCACUGAGAGUCCGUUGGCCAGGGGAGGGCAGGCAAAUGUGAGUUUUACGUGAUUUAAACUGCUUCUCACAGGUGCCGCCAUCGUCGUCUCCCUACCAGUCCUCUUCUGCUCCUGGUCCUUCAGUUGCCAGGAGCCAUCGUCACUGCUGUAGUCUAAUUACCCAUCAUUUUCACGUAUAUUUAAUUUAUAAUGGUGUUAAACUCAAGGUGUUACCCACGGAGAUCAGUAAUAUGAUCUCACAUUAACUUGCACUCACAAUGGCUGAAGAGGACAGCAGGAACCUGCAACGUAAGUAAAGCUAGGGACAUUGGGACAGUUAGGAUGUGCAUCACAACAUCACAAGUUAUGGCUUUUAGUGUUAACGUUACAAUAGGGAUUUUGUUAAGGAAGUGCAUGCUUUAUAAUGGUUAGGCAUAAGACAUUAGAUAACCUAAGGCAGCUGCCUAUGGCCCAGAUGGAGAAGAAACUUGGUCAAGCUCCAUUCACCAUCCCUAUAGUAUUAAUCCUUCUCUGGGCUUAGGGUAUUACAUAUGAGGUUUAGUUUAUAAUCAGAUUUGGGGUUAUGAUAGAUAUAUCCCUGAUUCUGUGAUUCUGUUCUAAUUCUUUAAUAAAAGCAAACUUAUUUUUAGGUAAAAACUUUCAUGGAUCUUUGAACGUACAACGUUGCAUGGAGUUUCUCACUUAGCAGUGCUCAAAGUUCGUACAUUGUAAUAGUGUGUUGACUUCACCAGAACAUCUUUCCAUUAUCCAACCAAUAGAGGCAGUUGGCACUCGGUUGGGAAAUCUGUUAUUUUAUUCGUUGAGAAUGUAUUUUUUCAGAUAUGAAUUAUAUUGUGGAAUUCACAAACAAUUUAAUGAAGUCACAUACUCAAAACAUAUACAAAGUAAAGUGUUAAAGGAAUACUAGAAUGUUAGAAAUACCAAGCUGGAAUACAAAGCCCUCACAACUCCCCUCCCCCCUCACGACAGGAAAAUGAAGGUUUAUAACCCCUUUAAACACUUACCUAAUUCCAGUAUCUAGGUCCAUCAGCGCUAGCUCUAUCCCCAUUGCACAUUAGGCCUUCCGCCAUAGGAAAGAAUUGAAUACAAGGCGAUGACGGUCCUCAUGCAAAGCGUAAGGACGUCCAACGUGAUUUAAACUCCAUGAAACUGCAGGAAGCGCCUCUAGUGGAUGUCUGGCAGUCAGCCACUAGAGGCAGUCUUAACCAUGCCAUGUAAACAUUGCAGUUUCUCUAAACAGGAGACAGGGACACUGCACCAAGACCACUUCAAUGAGAUGAAGUGGUCUGGGUGCCUAUAGUGUCCCUUUAAACAUUAGCAGUUAUGACAGAUAGGACUGGAGAUACAGAGAAAAAGAUGGUUAUUCAUACUUUUUGCAAUGAUAGACUUGUUCGUGGAGCUAUUUACUAAACUGGGAAUUGUAGGUAGCUUCAUCUGAUUUCUUGUUCCAACAUGGAAUCGAGAUCAAAAUGCUAAAAAUCACCUGGGGGGGGGGGGCGAAGCUAUAUGCAUGAUAUACAGAUAAUGCUAGAGUUUUCUUCAAAUAUCGUCAUGACCUAGGACGAGGCUAUUGGAGCUUCAAAAUACACAACUGGAACAGCACACACCUUUUCCUAAAAAGAUACACAUUGUGGUGCUACACAAACCUGGUUGAAUACCAAUCCCUUGAAAUAUACCAAAUGUAGACAACAGAAGUCCGGGGAACGGACAGGACAUCCAUUCCACUUUUUUCUCUUUUUUAAUAGUUUUAUUUUUUACCAUUCAACACCAAACAAACACCAGACAAGUUCUUCUAACUCCAGAAGGAGCAUCUUGAUUUUUGUGUUGUUCUAAGUAAAGAAGGAGAGUUAGAACCUUGAUAGUCCUGGUGCUGUCCAGCUGGCAUAAGAUACUAGACUCGUUCGAGCCUCUGUAUCUUAUUUAGCAUUUUGUUUGUUGGUUAUUUUUUACCAUUGUCUGAGUUCAUCUGCAGCUCUGCAAGAGGGACAACACAAAAAGCACUAGUGCAUCUUCUCCAGGUCUUUCAAAAACUACAAAUGUGAAGUUUUCAAGCUGCAUGUUCAAUCGUUCCAUGCAAGGGAUUAACCAGGGGUGCCUCAGAGAUAGUAAUAAUCAAAUGCAAUAUGCACUUUGAGUUUUUAAAGUAUGGGACAGAGGAGAAAGCUCAAAGGACCAGAGGGAAACCCGGGCCAGUAAGUGGGAGGACAAAAAAAGGCCAGACCCCAAAAAGGAGAGAGGUGAUAAAUGCUAGUGGUAAAAAUGGGAGCAACCAAAACACUGACUUUGAAGAAUUAUCCCUAUAGAAUUGCCUUAUCUACAAGUUUUCCUGGAUACACAUCAUUUUAUAGUGUUGAUGGACAGCACAUGACAAGUAUGUAGAAUUUAUCUGAGGCAGGAUUCCUUACUUGACUUACAGGCUGGAUAAAAAUAGAUGAUUUAAAAAACAGAAAAAUAGAAUUUUUUUCUUAUUUUUUUUUUUUUUUACCUUAAAUCAGAUUUAUUUUAAUAAAAUGCUUUUGAAUUAUAGUUUCCUAUUCAAGAUAAAUUAUAGUCCAAAAUUUGUUCAGCAUGAAAUAUUGAUUAGCUAUGUACCAUGAGGUUGUAUAUAUGUGCAAUAUUUAUAUUUUUGGUAAAUUAAUCCCAUUUAUCAUGGACACACCUUUAAUAGUUCUUCCCUGAACAUGAGUGAUUAAUCUAACGAACUGGAGAUUGUUCACCUUGCAAUUAUCUCAUCAUUAUCUGUCUAUAGUAUGUAUUUCUAAUGUUUUCUAACAAAAUAAGUUCUGGUAUAACUGUUAAACUAAUCUGAAAAGUUAUUAUUAUAAAUAUGAAAUCUGGUUACAAAUAUUAAACAUUAUAACAUCCAGCAGAGUCUAUAAAUUUAAAAAAACAAACAAACAUGAUUUAAAUCAACUUGUCUUAAAUUGAAUCCAGCCUGUUGUAUAAUCACUUAAUUUUCUACCUCCAGCAUUUGGAGUCUAUAUAUAGUAUGGUAUAGCACUUUUCAUGACCUGCCCAUCAAUAUAUAUAUGAUACCAUAGCUAGCUGUCCAUUAACACAUGGUGGAUCUGACAGCGUUAGUUUCACUAAAUCCAAAUGUGGCAGAGUUUGGGUAAUCUCAGGUGUCGUUUUAUGAAAGAGCAGGGAUUAGACAGACUUUUUGAAAGAGAAGAACCAAAUGGGGGAAAUCAGACAAUUAAAGUUAAGACAAAAAAAAAACGUACUGAUUUUAAACCGCAGGUGAAGGAUUAAACCACUCUAUAAAAUAAGCGCAAUCUUUGCCAAAUAGUCAAUUGUGAUGAACUGAACAAGAUAUUGCAAAAUUUAUCCUAAAUUAGCCAAGAUUUGAAAAUAUCAGAUUUAAUUAAUUUUACCAGCUUUGCAUAAAUUUGGGAGUUUGGUGAUCAGGUCACCCCAAUAGUCUGGUUAGUGAACCAUGCAGGAGACAUCAUAUUGCUUCAAGAUGCGUCUAAAGCAGGGGUUCCCAACCCAAUCCUCAAGCCCCUAUUAGUCCAGGAUUUAGGGAUCACCCUGUUGUGUUUAACCCCUUAAGGACACAUGGCAUGUGUGACAUGUCAUGAUUCCCUUUUAUUCCAGAAGUUUGGUCCUUAAGGGGUUAAAGGGACACUCCAGGCACCCAGACAACUUUUGCCCAUUGGUUUGGGUGCCAAGUCCCACUACCCUUAACCCUGCAAGUGUAUUUAUUACAGUUUUCAUAAAGUGCAAUAUUUACAUUGCAGGGUUAAGUCCUCCUCUAGUGGCUGUCUACUAGAGGGACUUCCAUGUUCAUGGAACACGAAAAAUUUGUUAUACGACGCAGAGAGUAGGCAGAGCCUGACCCAGAGCCGAGGGACUCCAGUAAGUCACUGAAGGGGUUUUAACCCCUUCAGCAACUUGGGAUGGGGGGUGGGUGGGAGAGGGGCAAUUCAGGAACCUGCAUUACCAGGAAAAUGAAUAUGUUUUCCUGACACUGGAGAAUUCCUUUAAAGUGUUUUUAUCUUUUUCUAAAACACCUUAGACACAACUGGGUAAUCCCUAAAUCCUGGACUGCUAGGGGGUAGUUGAUGACUGGGUUGGGAACCACUGAUCUAAAGGGUUUAUUUACUGAAAGUGGGUGGUUUAACAUUGUAAAAACUGAAUAACAAAUUUAUAAUAUUUUUAUUUUAUUUUUUAAAGUACAAUUUCAGUUUAUCAUUCACGUUUUAAUGAAUAAAUGUGUAGUUUUCGGUACAGCUAAAUUUGGAAGUAACCUUUUAAAUAGAACAUGUCUUCAAAAUAGAAUGUGGUCAACAUUGGUGGACGCAGAAGGGAACAGAUUGGCUAGCUGUUAUUAAUGCUUGUUUGCAGCCGCCUUUAUUGCUAAGUUCCUGAAAAAUCUAGCACUCUGUUCUCAAAGGUUAUAAUGUGUCUGGCAUCUUUACAGUUUACUGUGCAAAUAUGUGCUAAGAUAAUGUAUGUGAUUAGAACAUGAAUAAUGCCGUAAUAUUGUAUUUGUCUGUAAAAUUCAGCACGAUUGUAAUAUAAGGUUAAUGGUUUACAGGAAUACAAAAUAACACCGGCUAUUCUCUAAACUGCAUAUUGGAGAGAACCGACAAGAGAAGCAAGUGUUAAAAUAGUCAAAGUGCUAAUUCUCUAAACUGCAUAUUGGAGAGAACCGACAAGAGAAGCAAGUGUUAAAAUAGUCAAAGUGCUAAUUUCUCAAAUUCAAACUUGCCAUUCCUUUGUCAAUUUUACACAAUUCUCCGUUAAGUGAAUAGACCCAAAAUACCCUUUGCAUGGGAUAGUCACAAACUGGGUUACUAUUGUGCAGUCUGAUCAGUGAUUUCUUAUAAAAUAUGCAUUCUUCAGGGCUGCAUUCAAUAAAGUAAAAUUUCUGAUAAAAUGCUGAAGUUGUAAAAUGCGUUGGACUCUGUGUUGGCACUGUGUAGUGUAGUAUAUUCAUAUUUUGGGGGGUUUCCCCAUCUUUAAUGACCCAGCCUCUCAGGGUAUGCACAGUGGAUUUCUGAAACGCUCCCAGUUGGCUAUAAAAGUACUGAGUUAAUUACACAUAGCAUGCAAACUUCUGGAAUAAAAGGGAAUCAUGACAUGUCACACAUGUCAUGUGUCCUUAAGGGGUUAAUGAUGCGCCUAUGGGGGGGAUUUCCACCUGCUGUCUCAAGAAGCAGGACCCCAGAGAACAAACUGGGACAACAGGAUAGGGACUGUCACACUGAAUCCAGGAGAGUUGUGCAGUUUGCUUUAAAAGAUUUAAUUGAUGUAGGAAAUAUAUACAUGUAUAGAUUUUGUAAAAAUAUUUAUACAUGAUGCCAUGAUUGUUACAAAUGCUGUAUUCGCUCUAAGUGUCUGUCUGGCACAUGUACGGUGAACAAGCUAUUAUAAUGUAGAUAACUAAUGUCUGAAAAGAGACUCUGUGAGUCGAGUAUUGGCUUGCCUCCUUCCAAAGCCUCAGGUAGAAAGAAAUAGAAUAAAUGUAAAUGAAACAUGCCUCUACUGGCCCAUCCGACUCCCCAGCCAUAGGUCAGAUACCAGCCACAUAUAAUGCUUUGCGGCAUUAUCAGUAUCAGGAAUGAAAAAGAUCAUUGCAACAUCAGGAAUGAGAUAAGUUGCUGGGGACAUUUCACGAGGGAACACAAAACUACCGUAGUGUUUAUUAAAGGUAAACUUUAGUGCCAGGAAAACAAAGUUGUCUUCCUAGCACUAUAGCACCCUAAAAUGCCCCUCUAUGGCUAGCCACCUCCCCCCAACUCCCCCCUCCGUGGUGCAGAUGGGAUUAAAAACCUCUUCUGUCAAUUACCUGAGUUUAGUGCUGAUGUCACUCCGGCUCCGCUCCUCCCCUGCCGACAUCAGCCGGCGGGGGAGACCUAAUGCUCAUGCGUGGCAAUGGCCGCCCUUGCGUUAGUACUUCCCCAUAGGGUGACGCAGGAUAUCCUGGUCACUCUGGUACACAGCAACAAGAGGUGGAGUUAACCCACAAAUGAUUGCAGUUCCUUAAAAACGACAAUAAUUACCUUUGCAGGGUUAAGGGACCUGAGAAUAUGCACCCAGACCACUUCAAUGAGCUGAAGUGGUUUGGGUGCCUAUAGUGUCCCUGUAACUAAGCCGUGCAUUUAAAAAAAAAAAGUUUUUUUUAAAAAUUCUUUAUUUUUGUGGUGCUUCGUUGCAUAAAUGAGAUUUGGCUAUACAAUAGGUUCACGUUGUUCACGGGAAAGUAACAAGUUUUGAGUUGUUGAGUUUUCAGCACUGUUUUAAAGUUACAACAAUCAAACAGUUAUGCCACACAGUGAGUAAUACUUAUAGACAAAAUACACUUAAAGGACCACUAUAGUGCCAGGAAAAUAAACUCGUUUUCCUGGCACUAUAGUGUUAAUAGGUCCCCCCCACCCUCAUGGCCCCCCUCCUGCUGGGCUCUAGGGGUAGGAAGGGGUUAAACGCUUACCUUUCUCCAGCACGGGCUCCCUCGGCGCUGGGGACUCUCCUCCUUUUUCCGACGUUAUCGGAUGAAUGCGCAUGCACGGCAAGAGCCACGCGCGCAGUCAGUCCAUAGAAAAGCAUUUCUCAAUGCUUUCCUAUGGACGCUGGCGUCUUCUCACUGUGAAAACUGCUAUGUUUACUGCAAAAAGGGUUAACCCUAACUGGACCUGGCACCCAGACCACUUCAUUAAGCUGAAGUGGUCUGGGUGCCUUGAGUGGUUCUUUAAAUGAGUACAUAAUAUGGCAAAGACUUAAGCGUUUGAAAAUAUUGUCCAGCCAAGCAGUCUUGUCUCACGUAUGAGUGAUGCUAAGAUUUAACCCAGUUAGGGUAGCGCAAGAAACCUAGUCAAGAAGCAUAAACCUGUCUCUGGUAUGGGUAAAGUCAGCUAGGCAAGAGGCUCACAGUCCGUGAGGAGUGCUACACAACAUGGUUUGCAUUCAUGUCUAAGGAGGUCACUGGAACCCGUCACGCUAUAAGACCUUGAUAUCACAUAGAUAAGAGUGGUAGUUGCAGUCAAACAUAAGCAAAAAAAAAAUUUAAACACAAUAACUUUUAACAUAAUAAGGAGCUGGACGUUGUCUUCUGACUGCAGGGUGGCUCUUGCUAGCUGUAGAGCUGUAGCUUGUCAGCAGUCAUCCGAUUCCCCUGCUUGGGAUGUGUACUGGUAUUGCAUAAAGGGUCGGACAGGCUAAUGAGGCUUUGCCUAACUAGCCUAAUAAACAAGAUGCUGAUGUUAAGCUUAACAUGACUUGUAACGUUGGGUGUAAAAGCUGUAUCACACGCAAAUACAUUUUUCGUAGUGGAAAAGCAGGAUGCUCGCUAUUGCAUAGACUUCAGUUUAACUGAUUAACAAUAGGGUCACAAGCUAGUGGUAGUAAAGGACACAAUAGUCACCAGACUGCUUAAUGCAGUAGUUCUGGUGUCUAUAGUCGGUCCCAGCAGGCUGAGCAAUGUAAACACUGCCUUUUCAGAGACUGGCAUGGUGCUGGAAAAAAAAGGUAACUAAGAUACCUUUUCAAAAGGGAGGCAAGGGGGUGCGGACACCUAAAUAGUGAUUCACCACUAUAGUGUUCCUUUAAAUAAAGCCGGUUCUUCCCUUAAAAUUAUCGUGAAGGGGUUGAACAUUUAGCAACUGUCCUCACAAUUCAGUUCAGUCCUGGCGUAGCCAGGUCUUACAUUGUAAUGGAGGAGGAGAGACCGAAAUAGCAAGUAUUUCCUAAGGCUGGGAUAUUUGCCAUAAACCUUUGUUGUGCAGGGCAUUGUGGGAUGUCAGACCAGAUCCUUAUUAGUGGAGCCUCUUUUUGGUAAAGGAAAACCCUUAACGCUCUUGACAAUUGCUGUGAUCUUUUAAGACCAGCAUUAAGUUUAUUUACCUUUUAAUACACUUUCUUUUAAAAGGCUUCAAUCUGAUUAUUAUUUUUUCACACCCUGCACUGCUAUGACACAAGCUAGGAAGAAACACUCAGUAAUGCAAACCACUCACACAGAGAUGGUGUAGUACAUGAGUGUAACUAAAUAUUAUAGAUAGGGGACUAUACCCAGAAACUGUACCUGAGUACUAGCCCUCUCUCUCCGUGCCAGAUUCAGGAUACAAAUAGACUGCCCCAACCUGCAUACUCUAUUUUGGAACUCCAGGCCAGAGUAGAAAAACUGGAGACAUAGAUGACUUUUCCUUUGAAAUUUCCAUUUGAGCUAGUUUGCCCUUAAAGGGACACUCCAAUGCACAAAUACAAAAUAAAUAAAAAUCACUGUUUAGUAGAUAUACCCCAAAUGAAAACUUGCAUGCAUUUAAUUAUGCUUUUUUCCCUUUGGAAUUAUAUAUAUAUAUAAUCAGCUUGCAAAAACUGAAGAUAUCUUGUCUGCAGCUGUUGUAAGCCCUCCUCUUCUAACGCCGCCCAGACUUUAUGUGACUGUCCAAUCGCAGACUUCCUAAUGCAGCUCAAGUCAGGUGCUCUAAACAAUUGGCGCCUCUUGAGUUCAGUGCAAAUAAGCUAACCAAACCAGGAAGUAACAGGACCUGUCAUCUGCUUGAAAAGCCAGGGGGUGUAACAAGAUUAACUUAUAACACUGUCUAUUUCUGUUGAAAUCUGAACUUUUUCCAAAAUGAAAAAAAGAGCACACACUCUUCACACGUAAAGAUUUUCAUCUUGCUAAAGUGCUGACAGGGGUCUGAAGUGUCCCAACAAUUCGCUCUUUAGUGAAAAACUACUUUCAGUUUGGCUGUUUUUGGCCUAAGAUGUGAAAUUCACUUGUAAUUCUUAAAUAAUUAACAUUUUAGUAAUUACGUCUUAGUUGGCCCUAAUGUUUGAUUAUUUUACCUUUUUUUUAAUUUUAUUUUAAAGGUUUUCAGACCAAAGAUGAUGUCUACUGCUUCUCUCUCGCUAAAGCACUCUAUAAUGCCUCAACUCCCGUGACAGUAGGAUUUUAUGCUCCCUGGGGUAGAAGAAAAGACAUCCUUCUCAACAAGAUCGAAAGUAAGCACUGUGUCUCAAAAAGUAUAUCUAAUACACAACACAGGAGCAGCAUAUAGAAAAAAACAAUAAAACAUAGUUUGAAAUUGUGUACUUAACGCCACUUAUCUCAAUUUAAUUAUUAUUUUUAUUUUUUUUUAAUGGGGUUUUAGUCACAUAAUAUGGUAUAAUGUGUCAAGCCACCAGAUAAAAACAUAUAAAGUAUAAUGAAAAAAAAAGCAAACAACAAUACCAUUUAAUAUGAGUUUUAUGUUUAUUAUGAGAGCAUUUCCAAUGUUUGAAAUGACAUUUUGUGACGUUGCUUUCUAUCUGUUGUCACAGCAUAUUUGUAUGAAGAAUCAUGGAAAAAGGAGAGGGCAGAAGUCCUAAACUCAGGCUUGAAGACAAGAAAAACUUCUGGAAAAGACCUUCUUACUCUUCUUUUCCUUCUGGUUUUUCACAAUCCAGUUAUCACCGAAAAGCACAAACAAAGGAAAAACAUCCGUUUUGUCGUCAUUCGGUUUAGUGCAUGGGAAUUUGCAGGGAGCGACCAGCUUUGGGCCGGGCUGGUCACUACGCUCUGCGAUGGCAUAGAGAAUUACUUUGGACUAGCUCCCAUUAGUGUCUACAGAGCUGUCGGUCGGAAAACAAAAAUUUUCGAUGGCAUGUACCAGCAGGAGUGGGUUAGUAAGAAGUUCUUAUGCAUCCCAUUGUGGCUGGCUACAUUAUUUGUCAUUUUAGUGGGUAUCACUGUUGGUGCUUUGAUUAUGAUUUUUGGUUUUCCAGUUGGUGACCUCUCUGGGGAUCUCCUUUCAGCUGCCGAAGGUGUUGGGGCAACAGUGGUUGGCAUCUCCGCAGCUGGAGCAAUUAGAAUAGCUAUUGUAGUGAUGAGAAAUGCCGUAGUCACACAGAAAGGCAAGGUGCAGCAAAAGAUGAACCGAACAGACAUGAGUUCGCAGUUGGGUUUCAUGAAUGAUGUCAAGAGAGAAGUUAAGAUCAUAACUCGUUAUAUUCAACUCAUAGAGGUCUUUCAAAGACAGAAAAUAAGAGUGGUCCUCGAAAUCACUAACCUGGAUAAAUGCAUGCCAGAUAAAAUAGUAGGUGUCCUAAAUGCCAUGAAUAUUCUUCUCUCUGACCCAAAUGCACCAUUUAUUUCCAUCCUGGCUGUGGAUCCUAGCAUCAUCGUAGAUUGUGUAGAGAGCUCACAGAUGCUGAAGGGCAUUGCCAAUAAUGGCUACCAAUUUCUAAAUCGUAUUAUAUCACUUCCCUUCUCCAUCCCAAAAAUGGAUUGCUGCACCAAAAUAAAUGUGCUAAGACACAUCAUUGAGAACAGACAAGAGAUAGCAAGUGACGUGGAGGAUGGAGAAAUGCCAUUAAAUGUUGAGGUGGUGCCAAAUGAGAAAGACCAACUUCUUCGGAACAGGUCAAACAAUAAAAAUGAAUAUGGUUUCAUUAAUGUUCCUUUAAGGGAAAUGAGCUGUGAUGAUCUAAAUCCAUCCAACAGCUCAUUGGCUGACAAAGGCCCAAAGACCAAAGCCUUAAUAGAGGAAGCUUUCCAACACCUCUUUGAUGAGAGCAUGAAGGAAUACUUAACUGAUAAUGUUGUUCAUAUACGACGGGUUGUAAAUUCCAUCACAAUCACUAUCAGGCUGAUGAUCAGGAAGGUACCAAGAAAUGUGAUAAAUCCUCAGAAGGUAGCCAAAUGGGUUAUUUUGGUAACUCAAUGGCCAUGUCGUUUGAGCUGGGUUCUGCAGUGCAUUGAAGAUGAACAACAGAGAAGGUGUCUUGAAAGUCCAGGAAGUCAAUCCGGCUCAUAUAGUAAUAUAUCAUUGUGGGAAGUGUUUGAGAAGUCUUUGGAAGAGUUGGAUGCUAUAAAGUCAAGCCUCAAGAACCUUCUUGAACUAGAUGGAGAUCCAGAGAUCUUUCACCAACUGUUACGAGACAACUUCAAAGUGGAAGAUGUUGACUUCCUUCUGCCCUCUACAGUCAAUUUAGAUUAUUCAAUAAAGAGAAAAAUGGAGCUUCUGCGAGGCAGUAACAACCUUUGGGAGAACAAGAAAUCCAACAGACUAACUAUGCUGUCUUUGUUGAGCAUGAGUGUAUCGGAGGUCUGUGAAGAAGUAAGUCUCACUCUGUGUCAUUAUUUGUGUGUAGGAAUUUUCAGGGCAUGUUUAUGCUUUUUAUAAAACGUUGCUUAAGUUAAAGAAUGUAUGGUAUCAAAGGUAAAUGGUCGUCUGGAUCUGACCACCAAUAUUUGAUUUUAAUAUUGACCUGUAUCCUGGAAAAAUGUUUAACCAAUAGAGCAUUCAGGUUAUAUAUUUUAAUGGUUUUGCUGUUUCUUCUUUUGAAAAACUUGCAUUUCCUACUGCAAUUGUCUGCUUCACAUAGAUAUUCAUAUAUUUCUAUAAAUUUCAAUGCGCAAAAACUGAAAAGGGGAAAGUCCUAGAUAUGACCCUGUAACUUUUUAAACCCCCCAUAAAACCUGUACAUGGGGGGUACCAUCAUAUUUGUGAGACAUUGCUGAACACAUAUGUUUGAUUGCAGUACAAUCUAACAGUAUUGACAUUCACAGUUAAAAUGCCAUGUAGAACAAUGUCUUACUUUCUCACACUUUUUCAUUUAUUUUAUUUUUUUUAAUUCAUAUUAAGUUGUUUCAUAUAUGAAUAUUUGAUGUGAAAUGAAAGCCCUGUUUCUCCUGAACAAAAAUAUGUACAAGUUUGGGUUCACUUAAUAUGAAGAGGUGAAUUACGGUUGAACAGUUUUAUUUUGAUUCAGAACCUGUACAAUUGCCUCCGUUCUAAAGGAGUACAGAGCUAUGUUUGUUUUUGUCACAGGCUAACUCCCAUUCUGUAACUUUCAGAUAUAAUCUAAACAGUAUGCUCAUUUAGACCUAUUUCAACCCACUGCUCUCUUGAUCCUUUAUCAUAUCCUUCCUUUGGAUCCAAACAUGCAUUUUAAAGAGCAUUAAUGCAUAUCCUAUUGAAUCCUUAUUGUUUUUGAACGAAUAUUCUAACAUUUUUUCUUCUCUUUUAGAUGAAGAAGCUUGGUUUUGCGGAUAAGAAUCUUACGCGGUAUCGAGACCUAAUAAAGUCGCACAAUCUUAAUGGGAGAGCCCUUGUCUACAGUGAUAACAGUGAGAUAAAAGAGGUCUUGGGGAUGGGCCUAGGAGACUGGACACUCUUUAGUGUGUACUUUUUAGGUGUCCUCCCUCCACCUGUAGUCCCUACAUCUGCCCCAGUAAUUAGCACUCAGGAUGCCCAAAAACAUAUUCGAUCCAAAGACAACCUUCUCCAGGAGAGCAAGCUAAAUCUUUACAUUUCAAAAGAGGAUCUUGCAUAAGAGGAACUGUUUUCUUUUUUUGUUAGCAGUAUGUGGAUUUUUUAUUUUAUUUCAACUAUGCCUUUGCUCUAUGGUACAUGCCAUUUUUUUAAAAAAAAUGUCUUCACAGGUAGCUAAACUGAGCGAUUUCACACAACUAACUUUGAUUACGUUGCUAAUGUAAUGUCAACCCACUGGUGAGGCAUACAAGUUGUCUGUUAUUAAAAGCGCACAUCUGGUUUUACAACAUGUGCCUAUAGUGACCCUUUAAUGUGUUCACCUCUCAUGUUUUGAUUGUUUUUGUAUGCAAAUUAAAAAUAAAACCUCCCAUUUUCUCAUGCCCAUACCCCAUCUGCUGUUUUUUUCCAUUCUUGCUGCAAUAAAGCAGAUGUAUAGCAAUUCUAUCCCAAAAAGUUGUAUGUACUCUCGGCACUCCAGAUGCUGUGGACUACAUCUCCCUUGAUGCUUUGCCAGUAUUAUAGCUGGAAGAGCAUUACAUCUGGAUUGCCAAAGGCUGCCUAGCCCUGUAAUAGAUCAUACACUAUCCCAGAGCCCCCACUUACUGCACUCCCAUUAACGUUGCAUCUAAAACACUCGAACAGGGAUAUUCGCUAAAAUGAGAAUUGCAACAAAUUCCGAGUGAAUUUCUAAAUUUAAAGCCACAGUUGCCAAAUUGAUAAUAUAUCGACUUUGAUUCCAGGCUAGGUAUAUUGGCCUUUAAAUUGUGAAAUUCUAUUUGUUUUUCCAAAAAUUGCCACUUUACUGAAAACCCUGUAAACCUUUUGAAUACCCUUGCUACAAAUUAUCACACCUGUCGUCCUUUCCUUCACCCUUAUGCCUAGUGGAUAAUAACCUAGCACUUCUGCCGAAGAUUACACACUAAAGCUCUUUAACUACUAUCCCUCCAUGCGGAACGUCAAGGACUGCACAACUACCAGAUAAGGUUUCAUUUCUUCUUUGACGAGUCAGAUAUGAACUGUGUAGUAUUGUUAAGCAGAUCUCCCAAACUAAUCAAGUCCCCAUGAUCUCAUUUAAAAACUAUAUUUUUCCUCGUUCAAAACCCUUUCACUGGAUGUGUCUAAAUAUUUAGGAGAGGAAUUUAUGUUCAUUUUUGAUGUAUUUAAUAUUUUACUUAAUGUUGCAAUUUGCUUUGAUUUACCCCCAUUUCCCUUUUUGUGUCUGUGAUUCCUCCUACAAAUUUAAAUUAAUAAAAAUAUUUUCAAAAUAUUAAAAUGUCAUAAACAUUCCAUACGAGAAACACUUGACAGGUCAUAGAAUGUCUAAGGUAAGUCCACAAGUUCUUUACAGGCAUACCCCGCUUUAAAUACACUCACUUUAAGUACACUCGCGAGUACAGACAUACCCGCGAGUGUACGUAAAGGUGCCUCGCGAGUACAGACAUUCCCGUGCCUCUUUUGUGCGCGAGUGAACAGGAAAUGGAAGGUUCUAUUCUCGCCCGGAGCAGCUCAGUUCAGUGUUUUUGGGGCAAGAACUUUUCACACCUUCUGACAUGGCACAGGUUAAUCUUCUCAAAUUUAUAAUGCUUCACCUAGCUGAAUAUAUAUAUAUAUAUAUAUAUAUAAAAAAAAAUAAGAAAAAUAAUCCUGCACUCCAUAUACCAAGAAUAUAUUUGCCCGGUGCUUGUCAAGCAAAAUAUAUAUAUAUAUAUAUAUAUAUAUAUAUAUAUAUAUAUAUAUAUAUAUAUAUAUAUAUAUAUAUAUAUAUAUAUAUAUAUAUAUAUAUAGAGGAAGGCAUGACCUGAAGUUGUGGGAGGGACUAUAGACCUAUAAAAGGGACUCCCAUACUUACCUUUGUUGGUCAGACGACUAGACUGUUCGAGGUCAGCAUUUGCAUGAGAUCCACUUCCAGGUCAUACAAGACGCCAUUUUGGUUUCACCUUUGCUCAAUGAGGUCUCCUACUCAAAGCUGUGUCCAGGAAUCAUGCAGCAGGGCUUUCCGUUAAUCUAGUGGCUUUCUCUCCGGUCAGCUUUACAUUUGGUGUUUCAGGGACUCUCAAACCAUAAGUUGACCCACCUGUCGCACCAGAAUUAGUUCUCACGGCGUUCAGCACAGCACGGGUCCUAACAUUACGGUUUCCUUUCGUUUUGCACGGUUAUUUCGUUACCUUAUACUCACAUAGCUGUUCAUGUAAAAUCUGUUGUAUAAAAUCUGUUUUGGUUACAAUCUGUUGGGUUAAAAUCUGUUCGGUUAAAACUACAAACGAAUUACAAUUUUUCGCCUAUACACUGACCCCUACCGGUCUUUUGGUAUACUACAGGCUUCUUAGACAUUAUCGCAUUUCAUGUACAAAUCAACGAACCACUGCAUUUUCACCUACACACUGACUCCUACCGGUCAUUCGGUGUACUACAGGCUUCUCAGACAUUAUUGCAUUUCAUGUACUAACCAACGAACCACUGCAUUUUCGCCUACACACUGACCCCUACCGGUCUUUUGGUGUACUACAGGCUUCUUAGACAUUAUCGCAUUUCAUGUACAAACCAACGAACCACGGCAUUUUCGCCUACAUGCUGACCCCUACCGAUCAAUCGUAUACUACAGGCUUCUCAGACUUUAUUUCACUUCAUAAGCAAACAGACUAACUACAGCGUUUUUGCUUUUAUACUGACUCCUAUCUGUCAAACGGUAUACUGCAGGCUUUUCAGACAUUUGGUUAUUCCCCUCAUAACAUUCCCAUUAUAAUUACACAAUAACACUUCCUUACAACUCAUGCUUGCUAUGAUAUAAUCAUUCCUGCAUACCUGCCUACAUAUGCAUUUAGUUACAUUUACUGACAAUUACCCAAGAAUGCACAUACUAUUUAAAGCACUAUGCAGGAUUCCAGAGUCUAAUACGGAAUAUUUGCAUGUUUCCAUGCUUAAAAUAUAAGUCCUUCUAACGUAUUUUCACAUAUUAGGUUAUUCAGCUGCCAGUUAUGGUUCACUACACUCAUGUUUCGGGGUACAGUUGUAUUCCAUAUCACACAUGAUAUAACACUCCCGACAAGUUAAUUUCCUUCAAACAGGGGCAUUACAAGCAUUCAAUAAACAUUGGGACGGAGCACUUUGCUCUAUUAAACUUGCAUAACACACAUAUGGGUAUACGCUUUUAAAUGUCUAUAUUCAAUUUUCAUACAUUCUUUUAACAUCCGGGAUACAGGUAUCAAUAACCCUAACGACCAGUAAGGGUAUCUAAUCAUACUACCAGGUACAUACACCUGCUCAUGUGGUAUAUACAUACAUUUUCUGUUUCCCCCUGGGUAUAGCCUUAGCGUACCGGCAAUUAGGGACUAUAGGUUUCCAAUAGGUAUUCUCCUUUCUUGGCAUCUACGCCUGUCGUAAAGUGGUCCCGCAAGGCCAACACCCCACCUCAAUGCUCGGAGGCAAACACCCAUCGGGCCACUUGUGAGCUAGCCGCCUCGCAUGGUAUAUAUAGAGGGCCUCACCUGUCACUCCCUUCCCCUUUUUUCUGGUUACAGUCACCGAGAGGCCAACAUCCUACCAAUACAUUUGGUGGCCACAAAAAUCCCCUCGCGCCAUUGCAUAGAUAGAGCCUCUAAAGCCACUUGGCAACUAGCAGGGCCUCACCUGUCACCAAACAAAGGAUUAAUUGUUUCACCAUGCGGCUUUAGUUAGCAAGCCAGUACUAGCACACUGUGGGUUCAUAUAAUAAUGGCUAUCUUCAUAUUUUUUAGUAUGUAUCAAGCAGGUGGUAAGGAUUUCUCUCUACCUAACACUCCAGCUAGAGUCAACACACUUUCACUUGGAGAAGAUGUUGCUAGUCCCACACUACAAUUUUGUCCCAACACAGCGGACGAUCACGUUUCAGGCUCCAGGCUCUAGCACCUCUGGUAGUACGUAGAGAACUACCAGAGACAAAUUGGGUCGUCUCAUUCUCUUUGGCAAAUCCCAGAUUGGCAACAAUUUCCAUGUUGGCACAUGUAGUUUCAGUGCAUGCAGACUGUUGCAGAUAUGUUCUCAAUAUGUCAGGGCACAUGCAAAAACCAUGUGUCCCAAUAAAUGUACCCUGAACCUUACUUCACGUCUGUAAACAUUAUGCAUUUCCAGUACUUUCUAGCUCAUCACCCUUCCAGACAUUUAGUUGAUUUCCUAAUCUCCGAAUUUUAAAGGCCUUCCGUACAGGUAUUGCCAUAUACUUUUGGGGGAAUCUAGAAUGCCCUAACUUGCAGUCAUCACAGCAGCAUCCAACAGCUGGCAUUACACUCAUGGCCCAAGAAAUGGCAGAAAGAUUUCUACCUGUGCCUCUCCGAUCUACACCAUUUACAGCGUGGCGCAAUCCCAUUGGGAUUGUCACAGGGAAUCUUCCCUCACACUGUAACUGAUCAUAGACUUAUCUGCACCUCACGCCUCGGCUACCCCAAGUCUCAACUCCCUCAUACCCUCUGAGAAGUUUUCAUUACAGUAUGCCACCAUUGUUCAUACCAUUACAACUAUCACUCAAGCGGGGGGGGGGAAGCCUGGUUAAGUAAAACUGAUAACACAAACGCAUUUUAGACUGCCACCAUCCACCCUACACUGGCACUUACAGGGCAUUUAUGGGAAGCAGUUAUAUAUUUCUUCUCCCGCUUAACUUUCGGGUCAAGAGCAGCCCACAAUCUUCAAUAUAUUCGUUGAACUCUUUGCUGGUUGUGGUUAAACAUAUCCAGAUGCCCCACAGUCAUACACUCCCGAGAUGAUUUCUUGUUGGUCAAAGGGAACGCCUUUCCCUCUAGAAGCUUCAAGGAAGCCAUUAGUAUGUCUGAACACUUGGGUGUCCCAGUAUUCCCUAAGGUCACAGAAGACCCAAACACUAUCGUUACAUUCCUGGGAAUACAACUUGACUCGGCAUCCAUGCCAACAAGUUACCACGUGAGAAAUAGGAACAGUCGCAACAACACCAAUUACCACCUCCUGCUUGGUACGUGCAACCGCAUGGAACUACAAUCCCUACAAGGUUCCUUAAAUUUUGCCAUGUGCAUCAUACCGCAGGCCGCGCCUUCAUCUAAGACCACUUUGCUUUUUCCACACUCACGCAUGAUGAUCAAGGGCUGUCCCUAGACACUAUGUCCGUUCCCUUCCUAAAACUAAGACGAGUCAGAUGGGCGAGCCAGUGCAUAUAACCAACUACCUUACAAGCAAUGCUGGGUGCCCGGUUAAGGUACUGGUUACAUUCUUGGGCACGCCACCAUAUGCACCACUGAACCAUUACGGUCGCUGUACGAUACUGUCCUUACCACAGGUAAGUUCAUGCACUAUGUCCACCUACUCAUUCACCAGGCUCGAACUAAACCCUAGCGACUACUCAGGGCACUCCUUUAGGAUAGGAGCAGCCUCCACGGCCUAUAGCCAAGACAUCCCCACGCACGUUAAGACACGGGGCCGCUGGGAAUCAUAGGCUUAUGCGACUUACAUACCACAGCCGAUUCAGGAAUUAGCUUUCAUUAAAAUGUCUACCUGAUGGUUAACAAAUGCACUAUGAUCCUGUAUAAUGUUUUGCAUUAAUAUGUCUCUUUUUGUCCACUUUUUAGCAGCCUACAGCAUACGUCGGUUUUGGCACACCUCAACCGAUUAUUCCUAAAGCUACAUCUCUACAACCCAUCUUAUUCUAUAUCAUAUGAGAAUGCCCCAAACACAAAUUAUAUAUAUAUAUAUAUAUAUAUAUAUAUAUAUAUAUAUAUUUUUUUUUUUUUUAAUUUUCUGUCCCUACAUUGUCCAUAUUCUGCAAUCGGCGACAUCAUUAACUAUGACUUAGCAGCUUGGCUGCAAUAGCCAUAAUCUUGAGGAUUCAAAGUUAAACCACAAAUGCUUAAAGUGAUGAAGAGGUGUUUCUAAAUAAAGUGUGCAACUAAGCUGCUAACAAAUACAAAUGGUCACCGUAUUGACAGAAAAUGGUCCAGUGGGCAGGUUUAUUUUACUUUUCUGCCCAGUUUAAGGUUGUCAGAUGAGUAAAACAAUAAAGAUAAAUGGCACAAUCUGGAAUGAGAUUUUUUUUUUUUACUGUUUGUUUUAACUGAAUAAAAGCCCAUUGGAAAUCACUAAAUAAAUCACUGGAAAUCUGCAGUUGCAGUAUCAGUUAUGCCUGUAAAUUAGUAUUGCAAUGCAGUACAUGCAUUGGGAAGUUAAAAAAGGUAUUGCAUUACUUUAAAUACAUUUUCGUUUUACAUUCAUGCUCUGGUCCCAUUGUGUACUUAAAAGCGGGGUAUGCCUGUAUAUAUUCUGUGAACCAACCCACUCUAAAAGCAGAUCUGAAUGUUGUUUUUAGUAUAUAAAAUAAAUUAUUGAAAUAUGACUUGAAGGGCAGAUUCUGAUGUUUUUCCCGACAAGGGACUCAUUGCAUUCUUUUAGAGGUAAAAGCACAUAAGCAAAUUAAAUAAUAAAUAGAAUUUCCAGUUCAACUGAUUAAGUAGGAAAAAAUACGCAUUAUACAGGGUGGAAUCCAAUGCUCUGGUCCUUGAGGGACUGUUUUUGUGGGAUGGCAGGCAGGGCUGGGUAACCAUUGGGUUAACAGCGCCUCACAUAAAUUGUCUGCCAGCCAAAAAUACAGCAUGUGCCAGGCAAUGAUUUAAUGGAAACUGGUGAGCAGGUGAAAGUCCAUCUUGAUAUAAGGAUUAUUGACCAAAUAGACCUAAUUGUUAUUAACACUACUCUGGUUUAUUUAUAAUAAAAUAAAUAAAUAGCUCAAACUCAUUAAACUUGUUAUGGGAACAGGAGCAUUUGGACACUGUAUUACCUUCAGGAGUUAACUAGUUCAACUGUUUAAAGGGACACUAUAGUCACCUGAACAACUUUAGCUUAAUGAAGCAGUUUUGGUGUAUAGAACAUGCCCCUGCAGCCUCACUGCUCAAUCCUCUGCCAUUUAGGAGUUAAAUCCCUUUGUUUAGGAACCCUAGUCACACCUCCCUGCAUGUGACUUGCACAGCCUUCCACAAACACUUCCUGUAAAGAGAGCCCUAUUUAGGCUUUCUUUAUUGCAAGUUCUGUUUAAUUAAGAUUUUCUUAUCCCCUACUAUGUUAAUAGCUUGCUAGACCCUGCAAGAGCCUCCUGUAUGUGAUUAAAGUUCAAUUUAGAGAUUGAGAUACAAUUAUUUAAGGUAAAUUACAUCUGUUUGAAAGUGAAACCAGUUUUUUUUUUUCAUGCAAGCUCUGUCAAUCAUAGCCAGGGGAGGUGUGGCUAGGGCUGCAUAAACAGAAACAAAGUGAUUUAACUCCUAAAUGACAGUGAAUUGAGCAGUGAAAUUGCAGGGGAAUUAUCUAUACACUAAAACUGCUUUAUUUAGCUAAAGUAAUUUAGGUGACUAUAGUGUUCCUUUAACAACAAAAUUGGUACCGGAGUGCUGGACACCUUCUUUUCUUUAACUUUAUUUUUACAUCAGGUGAUAUACAAUAUAGAGUUUCAGUGGUAGCACAAGGAGUCACACGUAGUGAUGCAAAAAAAAAAAAAAAAAAAAAAAGCCAUGCGUUCGAUCCUCUUUUUACAUUUUUGAUAUCAAGAGUAGUUUAAUUUUACGAACCAGUGGGCCCUACAUAAACAAGAUAAGGACUAAUGCAAAUUAAAAUUAUUGCUGAAUAGCAGGGUACGUGGCCUUUCUUCUAUCAAGCUGCUGGGCACAACUCACAACUGUGUUAGGUCCCCUAACCAAUGGUGGUAACAGUGGGUGAUAAUAUUGGAUUUAAACAAUGCAUCGAGGUGCAUGGUAUAGAGCUCCUCCGAGCCAGGGUUUCCCCAUAUGGGUAAUACAAGGUAGUAAAAUAGAAGACAAAUGAGAAAAAGAAAGCAAAGCAUGAGGUAAAGUGCAAGUCAAAAUAUGAGACACCUCUUUCCUAACGUCUUCCCUCCUUUCCAGUCAGUGACUCCCCUAUUCACAAAACUGGCUUGAGUCUUUCCGAUUAGCGUGUUCCCUGCUCGGCAGCACUUCGUGCUUCCAGAAACAGAUCUUUCAGCAGCCAGGGGAAGUUGAGAUUGGUGCUAGAGGCAACUUCAGGGUUAAACCAUUCAAAGAUGGCUCGGGGCCUCCUGGCACCACAACCACUUUAUUUAAAGUUGUUUUGGUGCCUGGAGUGCUUCUUUUAACUCCUGAAGGUAACACAAUGCCCUGACACUCCUACCCUCAUAUCAACUACUACUUUAGUGAGCUGAAAUUGUUAUAGUGGUGUUUCUUUAACAGAAACUUAGAUUUAUUGUGAAAGGUCUUCUGACAAAAAGUGAAGACAAAUGUAUAAAGAAUGUACUUACCAUCAUUUCGGAAGUCAUGUAAAGGAGCACAGAGAGGAAUAAACUAUAAAAGCCAAGACAUACAAAUGGUAUUUUAUUUAAAGGGACACUCCAGGCACCCAGACCACUUCUGCCCAUUGGAGUGGUCUGGGUGCCAACUCCCACUACCCUUAACCCUGCAAGUGUAAUUAUUGCAGUUUUCAUAAACUGCAAUAUUUACCUUGAAGGGUUAAGUCCUCCUCUAGUGGCCGUGCAUGCGCAUAAGGUCUCACCCGCUGCCAGCUGUGCAUGCUCAAUAGGUCUCCCCCGCCGGAUGACGUCGGCGGGGAGGAGCGUGGACUGACCCUGACCCAGCGCCGAGGGACAUCGGCGCUAGAUACAGGUAAGUCACUAAAUAGGGUUUUAACCCCUUCAGCAACAUGGGAUGGGGAAUGGAGGGGUGGGAGGGAGAGGGGACCUGCAGUGCCAGGAAAACAGUUUGUUUUGCUGGCACUGGAGAGUCCCUUUAACCCCUUAAGGACACAUGACGUGUGACAUGUCAUGAUUCCUUUUUAUUCCAGAAGUUUGGCCCUUAAGGGGUUAAAGUAAAUACUUUAGACUAGAGUUUGUUUUCAAUAAAUCAUGGUGACAAAGGUUUCAAGCCCUCCAUAUAAAUAUUUAUUCUCCUGAAAACUUUAAAGAUCCAUCACAUCUCAUGGGUUGGAGAAGGCAAUCUGGGCAACCAAAAACUACACCUUAACAGCCUAGAUAUGGAUAUCAGGAAGCAAGUUACAGCUGGUGAUUAUGUCAAUCUUCUCAGAAACGCCUUUUAAAUCUUCAAGGGCCAGUCGGAUGCUGUGAGAUGCAUUUAUAAUACCAUUUUGAGAAUUACUCAGUUGGCUUGUCAAUGUCCGAAUCUCACUGGUCGUUGUAUGAUAGACAUGUCUGACGGUGUUGUUGAUAUCAUGGUAAAGACGAGCAUUACUCUCAAGAAGUUUUUGCUGCAGCAAUGUGCUGUAACGGCCUUGCUGUUGAAUGUUGACAAUGGGUUUCUCUUCUAUGCCAACUGGAGAAUGUUCUCCUUCAUUCCUAAUGACCACUAAUGGAGGAAGGUUCUUCUCCAACACUUUGGAAGGUGUUUUCAGAGUGUCAUCAGAAUCCUCCUCCUCCUCGUCUGUCUCAGAGGCUUCUCCCUGGACUUUUACUCCAUGAGGGCUAGAGAAUGGCCCAGCUGCAACCGAUGUCACGUACAUCUCUUCUUCAUCAUCGGUCUCAGAUGCUUCUCCCUUGACAACAGUUUGGUAACCGUGAAAAGACAUCUGCUCGCAUGCAAUAAAAUUAAACAAAUUAUGACAAUUUUUAAAAAUUUUUUAUUAAUGACAAUGUUAUCGUUUUUCAAAUAAAUAAAUAUAUGGUUAAUAGAACUGUCAAAAAAAGAGAAGAUAUAUAAUUAUAUUCAUACAUUGCACAAGACAAAUGUACAGAUACUCACUAAGGCAAUAAAUAACAUCAAAAUAGGGAUGAAAUUGAUACGCUAAUGAAAAGGAUCCAGUUCUGCAUAAACAAUUCUGGUGUGAGGAGGUAGGUCUGAGGUCAAAAUGGGAAUGGCACCAUAACCAUUGACAUGUGCCGAGACUAUUCCUUUUUUUCUAUAGCAAUGUGGUCCUCAAGGACUCUGUGGCUUAUUUACUAAACACUGAUUUAUAGUAUACUGAAACAAUAUAUCCAAUUCAGCUCUAGUCACCGCUUCAAUAGUGUAGCAAUAAUGACCUGACAGAAUUAUUCACUAAAGUGAGAAUUUAAUGUGAAUUUUACAUUUGAAGUCAAGAUAGCCAAACAUUGACAUAAUCUCUAUGAUAGUAAUGCUUUCAGUUCAGAUACUCUGGCCUUCCUUUGAAUUCAUACUUUAUCAAAAACCCAUGUUAAUGUAUUUAUCAAGCUUCAAGGCUUGACAAAGACACUGUUUAGAUUGGAAACGUUGCCAGGUCACUCAUUGAAGAAAAAGAAAUGUGCAUCUUGGGAACAUAAUUCUGCAUACCUCCAAACAUCUCAAAUGGAUAGAAGGCCACUUUAAUUUGAGGGGUGUGAGUGCUUCCAUGUGCAGGGCUGUUCCGCAAAGUUUUAGGUAACUUACUAAUGACAAUUUAUGUACCUAAAUCAGACUAUACAAAUCCCAGUCACCAGCUCGACUAUAAAUUUCGCCCUGGCGCCUAAGAUUUGUAUGCCUUUUACCAAAUACAGCCGCCCGGCCACCCUAAGUAGCAUGGAGACAGCCGACUGAGGCAGCAUGGAAACGGCAAGCAAGGGAGCAGCGAUCUUCAUGCAGUUCCCCCUUGUGCACUGUAUAUUGUUACCGGGAGCCGGAAUAUGACAUCACUCCAAUCUGGGCAUCACUGCAGAACGCGCAGGGGAGCAGAGAGGAACUACAGAAAGAUUGGAAAGCAGCACACUGGACCCGAGGGAAAGAUCCACUCAGCGCUCCCAAAGGUACGGAGGCUGGGUAGAUUUAAAUAAAAAAUAAAAAUGUCAAUUUGUGAGUCUGUGAAAAAAUGUUCAUAUGUGUCUGUCAGUUUAGGUACCUGCCACUUCCAUUUGCAAGAGAAAGGUGUUUUUACUCAUCUUUCAAGAUGAGAUCAUCAAUCUUUAUGAUCUCAGGUAAGCCAAUGAUUUCCCAAAGGAAAGUAUUGGGAGGAUAUUGUGCAUGCACAGCAAAACACUGUGCUGUGCCAAUCAGCAUCUCCUCCUUGAGUCAAUGCAUCUCUAUGGGGAACAUUCAGCGCCUCCAUGGAGACGCUAAACGUAGAUGCUGCACACUGUGCAGCACUGACCCAGGACAUUGAAAAGCCUGCAGAGAUAGGCUAUACACACACCAGAACAACUGCAUAAAGCUGUAGUGGUUCUGGUGACUAUAGUGUCCCUGUAAGAAUUGCAUUUUUCUUGUUGAAAAUUUAACUUUUCUAGCGCAAAAAAAAAGUGUCUCCUAACUUUUUUUAGUUGGCUCCUAGAUAACAAAAAAUGUUUUUUGUCCCCUGACCUAGAUUUAGAACAAUAACAAUGUAUCCUAUUUCCACAGACUGAUUUCUAAAUACAUUUAUUGUAAUUUAAAGACACUUUACUGGGUGUAUAAUUGCUGUUGAGCUCGGUUAUGCACUCAGACACACCAACAAUAGGGAGCUCCUAGAAAAGAAGGGCAUUAGGAAUAAAAAAAAUAAAAAAACAUUAAAAUUAAAAAAAUUAAAAAAAAAAGAGAGAAGGUUAGAACGCUACUGGAUUCAUGGUUAUUAACUAAACAACACAUUGUUAUAAUCUGAAAUGCAAGAUCUGGGCAUAAAUAAAUGAUAAAAGUAGACUAUAACCACAGCUUGGCUGUUUAUAAAUUCUGCAAACUGGAUUUCAAUAUCCUACUAUGGGGAAUUAAUCCUGCAUUAUGUGCCCAAUAAGUUUUUUUUAGGAAGGCAAAAUAAAGAGCACAAACAAAUAUCAGGAAGCUCACCUCACAUAUGUGAAUUUCGGCCCCAAGCAGACAGUACAAACAUUGCAGGCAUCCAAAACACUGUCGUGACCGGAAGUGGGGCGUUCUUCCAAUGGACAAGUCCUGCCGGAAGUGGGGCAACGUCAGGUGACAGAGUCAAAGCGCUACAUUUACAAGACGAGCAAAAUAAAACACAGUUCGGGUUCGCCGAAAAAAAAUGACUUUACCCCAGAUUAACACAACGAUAUCAUUAACAUGUCGAGUUUAGUAAAGUGUAUGGUGUAUGAGAGACCGGAAGUUGCUGCAUCCUUACUAUCACGUGUCUGGAACAGGACGGAAGUGGGGCAACCAGGAAGUAGGUAACAGUGUCAGGUGGGAUGGGAUCAGGGUGUCAGUUAAAGAGGAAUAGAAACAUUAACUAAACAGCGGGGAACCUCUGGGAAUUGCCAAUAUGAUAACAGUUUAAAGUGCAGCAUCAAGAUUUGGAGCUUUAUUAGGAGAAGGAAGGACAAUUAGACAAACUACCAUCACACAUGUUACUGUCACUUUAAUACUUGCAGACAGUAAGGGGCAACUAGGUAACUGACUACUGUCUUAAACAUGGCAGAUGAAACCUUGUUUGCCCUUUUACACACGGAGAUCGUUUCCCAUGCGCAGAAGAGUGCGGGUCUGGACGAUGAGGUGAGAUGGGAAUUGUCUAAUGGGAUAUAAUCAAUGCAUGUUAUUUAAUUACAAGCAAUCAUCAGGGAUAUUUUUGGAAAAUGGCGAAAAGAUCUCCAACGUGGUUAUAUAUAUCUUUACGUUUGGGCUUUGCAGCUACUUAUUUAGUAAUUCUUCCAACUAUAACGUCACAUCCACAAAACUGCUUAUCAUAUCUGAUUUUGUUUUACACUAAAAUGUGUAUAAUGUUAUUUGUUUGUUGUAAAAAUGUGUAGGAUCAAGGGAAGCAUAUACGUAUUCUAGAGUCGAUGGGAUUUCGUGUUGGUCAAGGGCUUACUGAAAGGUAAGAAUAUUAUUAUUGUUAUUAUUAUUAGAGCACCAACAAUUCCCCGAUCCAACAUUUUCUGUAGAUUCUUAGCGAGCAAAGCAAAGGCAUUGAAAUAUAGUUCAUAAAUGUCUGUAGUGAUCCAGUUACUUUCGCUAGAAAACAAAUGUUUUUGGCAGCGUGAUUCUGUUGUUCAUUGUGACAAAUGACUGAUUUAAAAACUCUUUUAACUGGAUAUCACAAGAUCUAGCUCCAUUUACCUUGUAAUGAGUUUGAUUAUUAUUAUUUCCUAAAUUGACAGAAAAGAUAACUGGGAGUCUGUUAUUCUGUUCACAAGCUAAUUCACGUUGUUUUACCUAAGGUUGACAAAGGACAGCCCGUCAUUCAAAGAUGAUCUAGAUGUUGUUAAAUUUGUUUGUAAGGAUUUUUGGACAGUUGUCUUCAAGAAACAGAUUGACAAUCUAAGAACAAAUCAUCAGGUAUGUAUGGGAGGGGGAGGAGAAUCACAGAUUAUUUGUCCUUUAACAUAAUAAGACCUAGUAGAGAUUUCGUAGCUCCAUUAUUUCAUAUAGUAAUAUUUUACCUUAGAAGGAGAGGAUAAUCAGGGAAGACAUAUAACUGUUUAUAGGUUGUUAAUUAAAAGCCACUCACCCAGUGCUGUUAAGGCUAAGACUGUGUGCAUAUUUUUCACAAGGAAGUCUUUAUAGCAUGAGGAGGCAUGGCUAAGGAGGCAGGCUUAUGCUGCAGAAUUCUGCAAAACAUUUUUUUGUGUGCAAAAACUAUAAAGAUUUUGAGCAUGCAAAAAAUACAUAAUAUUAAUAAGGCUAAAAUCUGCCCAAUGCAUUAAAGUUGCAUUAGUGUUGGAGUGUCCCUUUAAUUUUUCAUAAAUCUUUGCAAGUCGUUGGCCAAUGUAGGAUCACCCAGAAAAAAACAGCAGUGGAAAACACCCCAGUUUAUUGAGGUCCAAAGUUAUCAACAUUUCAACCUAUAUGCAGCCCUUUGUCAAGUUCAGAGAGGAUAAGUGCAGCACUGCGUAUGAAACACAACAGUGAAUUAAAAGGGCAUACCGAUAAGUAAUCAUGUGACAGCAUGUUGCUAUGCAACCUUGGUACGCAUAUUGUCCAGCAAUAUAGUCAUGGCAGUUUAAUGUUUCUGGAGAAAAGAUUUCUGCAUUAUGUUAUAUUCUCCAGUCUUUAGAUAAAACAUUACUGGUUUGCUAUGUGACUGGCAACAUCUUGGAUAAUAGUUCUUCCAGAUUUCCUUGUCUCCGUUUUCACCUAAUGUAACCUGUUCAAAAAUUUUGGUCUACAGUUUGACAGUGGUUCCUUCUUAUAUUGACUUAAUUUAUGUUAUUACACAUGUUGGCUAACUAGAUGGGACCAACCAUUGCAAUCCCAUUAAAAUGCCAACCAUCCUGUGAGAUAACUACUUACCUAUUCCUACCUCUUACUGUGACUUAGUAUGCUUAUAAAUCUGCCACUCUGAUCUUAUCUUUGUUGAUUGAUCUUUUGUCUUUAUUUGUUAUUGUUUGUGUUUCUCUUUAUAGGGUACCUAUGUGUUACAAGACAACAAGUUUCAGCUUUUGACACAGAUUUCUUGCAGUAAGCAAUAUUUAGAAGAAGCUCCCAAGGUAAAUACAAUUAGAAGUGUAAUUGUUAUGAUGCCUUAUAAAUAGUGAUGUCCCGAACGGUUCGCGUACGGUGCGCUGCGGACUCAUCAUUGAGUAAACUUUGACCCUGUACCUCACAGUCAGCAGACACAUUCCAGCCAAUCAGCAGCAGACCCUCCCACCUCCUGGACAGCAUCCAUUUUGAAGCUGCAUUCUUAGUGAGCUGUCCAGAAGGUGGUAGGGUCUGGGAGGGAGGGUCUGCUGCUGAUUGGCUGGAAUGUGUCUGCUGACUGUGAGGUACAGGGUCAAAGUUUACUCAAUGAUGAGUCCGCGUCGAACCGUUCGGGACAUCACUACUUAUAAACAUUAUAACUUUUCCUUAAUUGUCAUGACAAUUACAAAAUCCACUGGAUAUAUGAUUGAUCCUUUCAGCAGGAGACCAGGUAAUGGGAAAUAGUUUUAAAAUAUGAAAUUUUAAUAGUAUGAAGGGAAGAAACACUAAAUUGUAUAACAUGAGUCAAGCCAGAGUUAGAAAAUAUCUGAAUGACUUUGACAAGGGCCGAAUAGUGAUGGCUAGACAACAACGUCAAAAUAUUUCCAAAACGGCAAGUCUUAUGGGGUGUUCCCGGUGUGCAGCAAUUGGUAAAUAAAUCGAAAAGUGAUCUGUGAUAAAUAGGCUCUUAAAUAAAAAAAUAUAGAUGAAAAGCUGCUACUAUGCUUUGGAAAGUUCCUUCCCAUCUUUACAAACUGUCAUACACAAGAACCAAGGCCAACACCACUGAAUUAAGUAGAGUGCUAUAUUUAUGACAAAUAAACAUACCCCUUUGAAUGAUAGGGGAUGUCUUGUAUCAAGUGCUCAAAUGAAACAAAAAAUAAAACUGAAUAUAGUGCAGUGUUGUAAAAAUCGUAAAGAAUGCAGAGAAAUAAAUAGGAUACACCCACGCAGAACAGAGCCUUAUAAAGACAGGCUCAAAUCGCUUGGAUUAAUGUGUGCUAAGUUGACACUCUCUCCCUCUUCAAUCUUCCAACCAAAUAGCUCAAAGGAUAAAGUAGAGAUAUAUAAUUCAAUAUGUCGGAUGGUAAACUUGAUAGACCAGGAGGCAGAGAACUGCUCACCUUAAAAAGAGCCUUCCCCAACCUAACUGUGGGUAAAAGCACCCAUGUGUCUAUAUAUUGUUUUAUCUUUUGUUUCAUUUGAGAACUUGAUUUAAGACGUGGGUGUGCAUUGUUUACCUGGGAAAGAGAUGGCAGUAGGGUGCACUAUGGGAAGAAGGCAGGUCGGCAGAGGUAAUGUUCUGCUCUGGACAAUGUUGUGCCGGGAAAACUUUGGCACGUACCACCUACCUAGAGAUUGUUGCAGACCACGUACACCCCUUUAUAGCAAUGAUGUUCCUUGAUGGUAGUGGCCUCUUUCAGCAGAAUAACGCACCCUGCCAAACUUGGCCUCCAAAUUCCGCAGAUCUCAAUCCAAUUGAACAUCAAAUCCGAUCUAUUGAGGCCGCACCUUACAGCAGGACUUAAAGGAUCUGCUGCUAAUGUCUUGGGGUAUCUGCAUGUUAUUAAGCAGGUGGUUUUAAUGUUGUGGAUUAGUGUAUAAUGCAAACUGAAUUUAGUUUUUAAACUUCUCAUUAACCACUUCAUUCUCAUGAUCGCUGUCUUUUUCUUGUUCUUGCAGUUCCUAGCGUACACAUGUGGACUUAUUAAAGGAGCACUUUCCAAUAUGGGCGUGAGUAGUACAGUUUCUGCAGAGGUCCCUAUAAUGCCUACCUGUAAGUAUUACAAUUUCUUGGUGGAUUAACUAAUAGACUAUAGUUAUAUAUAUAUUUUCCCAUAAUAUAUAUAUUCCCACGAUGCAUUUGUAGCAGCUGAUUAACCAGGGUUUGACUUUUAUUCUGUUUUUCUCAGGUGUCAGAUGAUCUGAGUAAUUCUCUGAUCAUUUCUCCCACGCCUCACCCAUCUGUCAAUCCCUGCAUUGGCUUCCUGUGUGAUAUAGGGCUCAAUUUAAAAUGUUGGUUCUUGCUUACAAACCUCUACAUCAAGCAUGUCAAACUCAAAGGCUAACACGAACCGAAUAAACAAGGUUUAAGUUCAUGUGGGCUGCAAAAAAACAGAAACUUCAGUUUUCAUAGAAAAGGUUUAUUUAGAAAAGUACAGUAUAAAAAAAGUUGCCUGACACUGGAUGUCCUCACACUCAUAGGGCUUCAAAGUAAACAAAAGAGCAAGUUUAUUUUAAGGAGACAUGCUUUUGCGUAUAACCAAUGUUUCAGUCCAACUACCUUGACAUAUUAAGAAAAGUUUGAUAAUGGGACUGAAAUGGUGAAUGUAUGCUGUUGCACACCUGUCAAAUAAACAUUAUCUUGUUGAUUUUAAAGUUCUAUGGGUAUGUUCUUCACUUUGGCUGAGAUCAUCAAUCUUGAUGAUCUCAGCCAAUCCAAUGCUUUCCCAUUAGGAAAGCAUUGGGAAGCUAUUGUGCAUGUGUGACAAAAAGCUGCGUGGCCAAUCAGCAUCUCCACAGGGAGCGUUCAGCGCCUCCAUGCAGACCUAAUUUAAUACACUGCCCUCUCCCCCCAUUCUAAUACAUUGCCCCCAAAUCCAAUACACUGCCCCCUUUACACUAUAAUACACUACCCCUGAAUCUAAUACACUGCCUCCUCCCUUCCCAAUUUAAUGCACUGCCCACCCCAAAUUUAACACACUGACCCACCUCCCACUACUCUAAUACACUCCCCCCACCACUCUAAUACACUACCCCCUCCCUCCCUGCAAAAUUAAUACCCAGCCCUACCCCCAAUUUAACACACUGCUCCACCUCCAACCACUCUAAUACACUUCCCCUUUCCCUCCCAUAAUUUUAUACACUCCCCCAACCUCCCCCAAAUUAAUACACUGCCCUCUCCCUCCCUCAGAUUAAUACACCGCUUCCCCCCUCCCCCCUAAUUUAACACACUACACAGGAAGGUCCCCCAAGCCCCUCUUCCCCUACCUUAAGAUGAGCCGCCCGUCCUCCAGUUCCAGCCCUGCUCUGUUCAAGUAGGCCAGAAACUCCUCUGGCACUGCGAGCAGAAGGGAAGGGGGAGUGGCUGGCCUGCGGGAGCACGCAAUCAGCCGUAGGAGGGAAGGCAAGGUGGUUGGUCGCAGCCACAACACAAAGUGGCCCCAGGGCACGUGGGCCGCAAUUAUAUUUAUUGUGGGGCGCAAGUUUGACAUGCUUGUUCUACAUAAUGCUGCUCCGAUCUAUCUAUCCUCCCCAAAACUCACUUCUACAGUAAAGCAUAUCAAUUAAACUGUUAAUAACCCCACUCCCACCUCCCUGCACUGUGAUUCCACUUCUGCAAGCCUCCUAAGCCCUCAGUGAACACUAUCCUAGCAACCUACUUUUCUACCCCUAGUAUGAAAGCUCAUUGAGCAGGGCCCUCAACCCUUCUGUUUCUGUGAGUCCAACUCGUCUGGUUACAAUAACAUGUUUGUUAGUCCACCCAUUGUACAGCGCUGCAGAAUUUGUUGUCGCUGUAUAAAUAAUAAUUCUGUCACUCAGGAACUUAAUCUUAGAAUCAGUUUUUUGACAAUUCUGUAACCAUCUAAUCCACAUCUGAUGUAACUAAAUGAAUUGUUCUUAAUUUUUGCAGGCAAAUUCCAAAUUGUAAUUUUAAAGAUUUAA